AGGUUUACCGGACACUGUACCGGUCAAUCUCGCAAUCUCGCCCAACACAUCUUUCGAGUUGAUGUCCACCUCUACCUGAGAUUAUUUUACCCACACUCCCACUCAGCUGACACCUAUGUCUUUGAAAGAGGUGGACACAGGCGGUAAACGAGCAGAGAAAAGACACACGACUUGGUGAAGAUCCCACCGGUGGAUUUUCUCAAUUCUGAUAAGGACUGAAAAGGUUGAACUUUUGUCUGAUCGCUGCCUAAGAAGUUCCUUCCGUUAAAGCGCGACCAUGUGGGAGUUCCGAUCCAUGAGUUUUUGGCGGGCGGUCUUCGCAGAAUUCUUCGGGACCAUGUUCUUUGUAUUUUUCGGCCUGGGCGCCGCCUUGCGCUGGACCACCGGGCCUCAUCACAUUCUCCACGUGGCCUUGUGCUUCGGAUUGGCGGGCGCCACCCUCAUCCAGUCCAUCGGCCAUAUCAGCGGCGGUCACAUUAACCCGGCUGUUACCUUCGCAUACCUGGUCGGGGCCCAGCUGUCUCUUUUCCGUGCUUUUUUCUAUAUUAUCGCUCAGUGUCUCGGCGCGGUCGCCGGCGCCGCUGUGCUCUACGGAGUCACGCCUGCUAACAUGAGGGGUAACCUGGCAUUGAACACGCUGCAACCUGGCAUCAGUCUGGGAAUGGCUACUACCGUGGAGGUGUUCCUCACCAUGCAGCUUGUGGUGUGCAUCUUCGCCGUGACUGAUGAGAGGAGAAACGGGCGCCUGGGUUCCGCCGCCCUCUCGAUCGGCUUCUCCAUCGCUAUUGGGCAUCUUUUGGGGAUGUACUACACUGGUGCCGGCAUGAACCCUGCCAGGUCCUUCGCUCCAGCGGUUCUGUUCAGAAACUUCCUCAACCACUGGGUAUACUGGGUGGGGCCCAUAAUUGGUGGUGCGUUGGGCGCCCUUCUGUACGAUUUCAUUCUGUUCCCACGUAUGAGGGGCCUGUCUGAGCGCCUGGCCACGUUGAAGGGAAGCCGACCUCCAGAGAGAGAGACCCAGCAGGACACCCGCGGAGAGCCCAUCGAGCUCAAGACGCAAGCCUUGUAAACCCCACCACUCAUCCCACCUUGGGGUAAAAAAUGAGGGACAUGGCCCCCCUCUGUAUUGAGAAGUGGACUUUGUGUUUGUGAUAAAAGGCAGGCCCGCUUGCCUCCCGUCAGUCCAGUCAGGCCUGCUUCUGUGAUGGAGAGGAGCAUGCCAACUGGGAGGGUGUUGUUGUUGAAUUGAGUGUGGGGGCGGGGCUAGGGCUUGAAUGUAAAAUUGGAAAAAAAAAAUCACGGCACAGGUGAGGGGUGCAGGGUGCGAGUGGGCAACACUCUGGGUUUUUGCUUCUUUCCAAUUGAAAGUGAAAUGGGCGUGGUUUCCUACAUGCAGCUCACAUAAUCUCCGGUGUAGUACCCCCCCAACCAGGCUUUAUUUUGUUUUCUGCACUUCAAACACAAGACGUGAUGUAUGAUUACAUUUGACCAGGAUUUUACAUUUUACAAAUGGCUACAUUUUAUUUGUGGGUGUGUGAGAAUUGUUGUGUGAGAGUGAAUGUGCGCCAGCUUGUAAAUGCGAGUGUCUUUUCAAGUGUGCAUGUGUGUGUGCUUGGGUGUGAGGGAUGAAGAUUGCCGAUACAGUACCUCUUUUUUUUCCUCAUUUUCAUUGCAGCUCGACUGUUUUGUACUAAUCACUAUUCAUUUUUGUGACACAUGGCCUCCCCUCACUGUGAUAUUUGUGAUGAUAUCCAUUUUUACAUAAACCCAUCCAUAAGCUUUCCCACUAUCUUAACCAGCACAAAAGCAAAGAUAGAAUCUGAGAAUUGGAAGAAAUAGAGAGGUCAGUUUUACAGUGAGUCUAUUGUUAUGAUUUAAUCCUAACUGGGAUUACAACCGUGUUUCAAUAAACUUUCACUUAUAAUAAAUGAAAAUAUUAGAUUAUUUUGGAAGGGGUCCGAAAAAACAGCUUCUAUUUUGCAGCAAUAAACACUUUUGGCCAGAAGAUGGCGAAAGUGAAUAUUGAAAUUAUGUAUAAAUGCUACCAGCUGUCUUUUGUCUAUUACUUAUUCUGUAUGUUUUCAUGUUCAGAGGAUGCAUUUAAAAGCAGUUGAUGAGACAAAAGAAAGAUAUAUAUAGCGGAAAACACUCAGGUGACUUUAAGUUCCGCUCUGAGACCCCCAACUUGGCCAAAUUUCAAAACUGUCCGAUAUGCAUGAGUGAAACAUCAUUGGAAAGCUUAAAAUCUAUAUUUUCUGGGGGAAGAAAGAUUUUGAACAAGAGGGUAUUUUACCUCUAUUUUUUUUUUUUAAAGCCCUAUACUCUAACUCAAGAUGAGAGCACGAGAGAGCAUAGUUAAAGACACCAUGAUUUUAAGGGGAUAUUAUCUCAUACUUACCUUGUUUCGAUCCAAAAACUCUGUGUAGCAUGUCUCACCGAGUGUCAAGACACAGCUUUGAAUGGCCACAGCCGGACUUUUUUUGGAAUUUUAUGGGUGAAACACGGUAAUAUAACAAGGGUCGCAAUGCAGAAAUGGCAGACAUCAUAGAGUGGUCGAGAUUUUCUUUUUCCAAAUAU
This is a messenger RNA of Corythoichthys intestinalis (scribbled pipefish), 2577 nucleotides long. Its product is annotated as lens fiber major intrinsic protein-like. Lineage: Eukaryota; Metazoa; Chordata; Actinopteri; Syngnathiformes; Syngnathidae. Gene Ontology annotation, biological process: transmembrane transport; water transport. Gene Ontology annotation, cellular component: plasma membrane. The record is from RefSeq and is a predicted model, not a curated record. Gene Ontology annotation, molecular function: water channel activity. The coding region runs from base 278 to 1069 and encodes 263 amino acids. The transcript has 4 exons.